Molecule: messenger RNA, 3193 nt
Organism: Lepus europaeus (European hare)
Lineage: Eukaryota; Metazoa; Chordata; Mammalia; Lagomorpha; Leporidae
Gene: TTLL3
Product: tubulin tyrosine ligase like 3
Exons: 14
Coding region: 1-3039 (1012 amino acids)
Biological process (GO): protein modification process; cilium assembly; cilium movement
Cellular component (GO): cilium
Source: RefSeq, a predicted model, not a curated record
AUGCAGGGCCCUGGCGCGGCCCUGCUUCUGUGCGCGGGGAAGCUGGGGCCCGCACGCCUGGGCUCCGCCGCCUGGUACCGCCCAGAGGGCGGCUCGGGGGGCGGUUGGCCACGGGAGCUGCAGCCGCCUGAGCCCCGCAUCAGUUCCGCCGCCCCUUGGCCCUGGGCGCGCCACUCCCAGCAGCGGCUCGGGAGGCUGCCACCGCCGGGGAGGCUGCCAUGGCUUGGGCCCGCCUCCGCCAGGCCGGAUUGCGCAGGCGGCAGCCCCGCCCCUGCGCGCCCUGUCGACCAGGCCUUCGAGAAGCUUGCCCCGGGCCCCCACGCCCAGAGCGCUGAAGAUCCCCACUCCCUGGGCCCGGUGCACGCUCUGACCUUGGAUGAUGCCCCGCUGCGGGACGGUUCCCUCUGCCUCUGGGGAGGAGUCUCCAAGGCCUCUCACCACAUGGGCCGGCUCAAAAAUGCCAAACUCCACGUGGAGAGGGCUGUCAAGCAGAAGAAGGUCUUCAUGAUCCAAGGCCACUACCCGGUGAUCCGCUCUCUCUUGCGCCAGAGGGGCUGGGUGGAGAAGAGGAUGGUCCAUCACAUGAACGCCAGCACGCUGCUGCCACCCCACAAGGAUCUGGAUAGCUCAGGGGUGGGGGACAGUGACACCCCUGAGGAUGAAGACGACGAUGCAGAUGAGGAGUCCCGGCCACCACCGCCCUUCAGCUUCGAAAGUGUUCUGGAAUGUGAUGACGUAGAGGGGACACAUGCCUUAAUGUCUCGCAUGGUUCGCAACGAGACGCCCUACUUCAUCUGGACGACUCGGCGGGACGUGCUGGACUAUCGCUUCCUCUCCAAGGAUCAGAUCAUAAACCACUAUGCCCGGGCCGGCGCUUUCACCACCAAGGUGGGCCUCUGUGUCAAUUUGCGCAACUUGCCCUGGUUCGAUGAGGCCGAUGCUGACUCCUUCUUCCCACGCUGCUACCGUCUGGGGGCUGAGGAUGACAAGAAGGCCUUCAUAGAGGACUUCUGGCUGACAGCUGCCCGCAACGUUCUCAAGCUGGUGGUGAAAUCCGAAUGGAAGUCAUACUCUGUCCAGGCCGAAAAAGAAGAGGCCCCAGGAAACAAACAACCUAAGAAACAGAAGAAGCCGCUCGCCGUGUCCCCCGAGUUCGUGGACGAGGCCCUGAGUGCGUGCGAGGAGCACCUUAGCAGCCUGGCCCACCUGGACAUCGACAAGGACGUGGGGGCCCCGCUGUGCUGGAGCCCCGAGGGCUGGUCCCUCUUCCUGCAGCGCUACUACCAGGUGGUCCAGCCCAGCCCUGCCCAAGUCCCGUCAUCUCCCCACAGCGAGGGAGCAGAACUCAGGCACCGGGACGCCCAGGUCCAGCGCUGUGAGGACAUCCUGCAGCGGCUGCGGGCCGUGGUACCCCAGAUGGACAUGGAAGGGGAUCGCAACGUCUGGAUCGUGAAGCCAGGAGCCAAGUCCCGUGGACGAGGCAUCAUGUGCAUGGACCACCUGGAGGAGAUGCUGAAGCUGGUGGACUGCAACCCCCUGAUGAUGAAAGACGGCAAGUGGGUGGUGCAGAAGUACAUCGAGCGGCCCCUGCUCAUCUUCGGCACCAAGUUUGACCUGAGACAGUGGUUCCUGGUCACCGACUGGAACCCGCUCACUGUGUGGUUCUACCGCAACAGCUACAUCCGCUUCUCCACGCAGCCCUUCUCCCUGAAGAAUCUGGACAACGCGGUGCACCUGUGCAACAACUCCAUCCAGAAGCACCUGGAGAACUCGUGCCACCGGCACCCAAUGCUGCCCGCAGACAACAUGUGGUGCAGCCAGAAGUUCCAGGCCCACCUGAAGGAGAUGGGGGCCCCCAGCGCCUGGUCCAGCGUCAUCGUGCCUGGCAUGAAGGCUGCUGUGAUCCACGCGCUGCAGACCUCGCAGGACACCGUGCAGUGCCGGAAGGCCAGCUUCGAGCUCUACGGGGCGGACUUUGUGUUUGGGGAGGACUUCCAGCCCUGGCUGAUCGAGAUCAACGCCAGCCCCUCCAUGGCGCCCUCCACGCCCAUCACGUCCCGGCUCUGUGCCUGCGUGCAAGCAGACACCCUGCGCGUGGUCAUCGACCGGCGGCUGGACCGCAGCUGUGACACGGGGGCCUUCGAGCUCAUCUAUAAGCAGCCCGUCGUGGAGGUGCCCCAGUAUGUGGGGACCCGGCUCCUGGUGGAAGGCUGCACCAUCAAGAAGCCCCUGGCGAUGUGUCACCGGCGGGUCAGGGUCCGCCCGGCUCUCCCUCACCUGCCGACUCAGCGAGGCGCUGGGGAAGGCAAGGACUCUUCUAGGAACGCUGCUGGGCCCAGAAGCCAGGGACACGCUGAGAAGCCGGACAGCACGUCCACCACCACGGUCCCCGGAAAGGGGAAGAAAGGCAAGGCGAAAAGUGCCGCCGCCCUGGCCCACCCCCGUCUCCGGAAGUGGGACCCCUCCGGCUCCAGGAUGGGCUGCAUUUUCACCAUGACCUUUGAUAGUGGAGACAGGCAACCCCACCCCCUGGACAGAUUGCCAUUGAGUCCGAAGAACCCCCAGGCCCUGGCCCCUUACCACCUCCCCAGCCUCCACAUCCAGGCCCGGCUGCCUUCUCCCCGUGUGCUCUGGCCCCAGGGGCGGGGUCUCAGGCUGCACUCCCACAAGCUGUUGGGCUCUAAGGCCCUGUCGACCACAGGCAAGGCCCUGACGACUCUACCUACGGCCAAGGUUUUCAUUUCCCUCCCACCCAACCCUGAGCUCAAGCUGGCACCCGGCGUCCUGAAGCCAACAAAGGCUGCUGCUCCCCGGCGCCUUCAGAGCCCCCGUCCUGGAAGGGCCUUGUGGCAUCUGCCGUUUGACGUCGGAGCCCUCCCUGAUACCCACAGGAAGGUCCAGGCCAGACGCGGUGACAAAUCCAAGGCCAAGGCGUGCCCCAUGAAGCAGCUAGGCCUCCCAGAGCCCCUGUCCCUUAUCAACACCUUCGGGGGGCUGAGGGGCAUGGGAGAUAUGCGGCUAGGGAAGCCCCUGCUUUGAUCCCACUUGCCCCCCGUCCUGGGUCCAGUGCCAAAUAAAAGGAGCAGGUGAAGUGCUGUGGGCUCGGCUCUGCUGCCGUCAGGGAGCUUGGAGCAGGGGGCUCGGCUCCGCUGCCGUCGGGGGAUGAGGAGCAGGGGGCUCAGCUCCACUGCUG